AUGCCUCUUAAACUUCAUGUUCUGUCGACGAACGAUCCUGACGACCUGGCGCUGAUCCCGACAAUGGCGCAAAUCCACGCGGCGGCCUGGCUGACCAACGACCUAUACAAGGCCAUCUACCACGGCCCUCCGUCCAGCCACGCGGGCAUUGUCGAGGCCAACCGGCAACGACACUUGAAAAGCAUCACGUCAAAUCCAAGCGCACACUUUGCCGUGGUCUUGGACGAUGCCAUUGCGGGGUCGACUUCAGACCAAGUGAUAGCCUGGAUCAAGUACGACAUCUUUGAGAGUGCUCAGGCCGAGAAGGAACGAAAAGACACCAGUGAACGCAAAUGGCCGCCUUACACGAAUAUGACGCUCGUCGACCACUUCUGGACCAUGAUCACGGCCUCACGGAAGAGACUCGGUGCCGCCCUCGGCCCACAUCUCAACGUCGAUCUCGUGGCUACCUCCCCAGACCAUCACCGGCGAGGCGCGGGAAGGAUGCUGAUGGACCACGUCACGCGAGAGGCCGACAGAUUGGGUCUUCCGGCCACGCUGGAGGGGAGCCCGGACGGCUUCAAAUUGUACUCGGCCGUCGGGUUCGAGGCGAUCGACGAGGUUUGGGUUGAUUUGUUGAGGUUCGAAAACGGUGUUGACAAGGGGGAAGACUGGAGCAGUAGACGGGAUAGGACGGCGCCGGGCUGGUAUAAGCAGGUUGUCAUGGUGCGGCAAGCUAGAAAGCCGGACUCCAAGUAG
Molecule: messenger RNA, 738 nt
Organism: Capronia coronata CBS 617.96
Lineage: Eukaryota; Fungi; Ascomycota; Eurotiomycetes; Chaetothyriales; Herpotrichiellaceae
Exons: 1
Coding region: 1-738 (245 amino acids)
Molecular function (GO): acyltransferase activity, transferring groups other than amino-acyl groups
Source: RefSeq, a predicted model, not a curated record